Diceros bicornis minor is the source of this 6432-nucleotide messenger RNA. RefSeq names its product cytokine receptor common subunit beta-like. Lineage: Eukaryota; Metazoa; Chordata; Mammalia; Perissodactyla; Rhinocerotidae. The transcript has 14 exons. Bases 183 to 2738 code for a protein of 851 amino acids. Gene Ontology annotation, molecular function: protein binding; cytokine receptor activity. Gene Ontology annotation, cellular component: external side of plasma membrane; membrane. Gene Ontology annotation, biological process: immunoglobulin mediated immune response; cytokine-mediated signaling pathway. The record is from RefSeq and is a predicted model, not a curated record.
UCUCUGCCGCCUGGAGACUCCAGCAGAAGGCUGGGCUGUCUCACCACAGAGAGGCCCUGGGGGAGGAACAGCAGGAGCUGGUGAGGCAGGCCUGGCCUCCCGGGCAGUGAGGACCGUCAACCCGGCCCACAGCCAGAACCCACCGGUGCCGGACCCCUGCUCAUCCAGAGUUGACUGCGAAGAUGACGCUGACCCGGGUGCUGCUCCCCAUCACUCUGCUGGCUCUGUGCUGGGGGCUCAGCGUGGCAGGGGCCCAAGGGACCAUCCCGCUGCAGACCCUGAGCUGCCAUAACGACUACACCAGCCGCAUCGUCUGCAGCUGGGUGGACACCCGGCACGCCCAGCGGCUCAUCAAUGUGACUCUCCACCGCAGGCUGAACGAGGUCCCCCCGGAGCCAGUGGCUUGCCAUCUCAGUGAUGACACAUCCUGGUUAGAUGGCACUUGUCCUGGCUGUGUGCCCAGAAUAUGCAUCAUCCCCUGCACGCUUUUCCUCCUUCAUGACAGAGACUACUUCUCAUUCCGACCAGACAGGCCUCUGGGCGCCGAGCUCACCGUCACUCUGACCCAGCACGUGCAGCCCCCCGCCCCUGAAGACCUCCAGGUCACUGCUGCUGGGAACCAUUUCCUGCUGACCUGGAGAGUGGCCCUUGUGGCGUCCCAGAGCCACUGGCUGUCCAACCUGGAGUUCAAGGUGGUCUACAGACAGCUUCAGGACUCCUGGGAGGACGCCCCCACCCUCCUCUCCAACUCCUCCCAGGCUGUCCUGGGGCCAGAGCACCUCCUGCCCAGCAGCACCUAUGUGGCCCGAGUGCGCACCCGGCUGGCCCCGGGCUCGGGGCUCUCGGGACGGCCCAGCCAGUGGAGCCCGGAGGUUCGCUGGGACUCCCAGCCAGGGGAUGAGGCUCAGCCCCGGAACCUCCAGUGCUCCUUCGACGGUGCCACUGUGCUCAGCUGCUCCUGGGAGGUGAGGUCCGAGGUGACCAGCUCAGUCUCCUUUGCCCUCUUCUACAAGUCCAGCCCCAGUGCAGGGGAGGAAGAGUGCUCCCCGGUGCUGCAGGAGAAGCGCGGCGGCCCCUACAUCCUGCACCGCUGCCGGAUCCCCGUGCCCGACCCCAGCAACCACAGCCAGUACAUCGUCUCUGUGCGGCCAAGGGAGGAAGAGAAAUUUAUAAAGAGCUCAGAGAACAUCCAGAUGGCUCCCCCGACACUCAACGUGACCAAGACUGGGGACGCCUACGUCCUGCACUGGCGAGCAGAGGAAAUGCAUGAAAAACACAUAGGUCACACCUUCCAGGUCCACUACAAGAAAGAUGCGGCCUCGUGGGAGGAGGCCAAGAAGGAGACUGUGUCACACACACACAGCCUGUCGCUCUCCAGGCUGGAGGCCUCCACCAGGUACCAGGCACGGGUGAGGGUCAAGCCUGCCCCUGGCAGCUACAAGGGGAUCUGGAGCGAGUGGAGUGAGGAGCGCUCCUGGGUCACUGAGUGGGUGCUGCCCAUGUGGGUCCUGGCGCUCAUCCUGGUCUUCGCCACCCUAAUCUUGCUCCUAGCCCUGCGCUGCUGUGGCAUCUACGGGUACAGGCUGAACCGGAAGUGGGAGGAGAAAAUCCCCAACCCCAGCAAGAGCCACCUGUUCCAGAACGGGAGCGCCGGGCUGCGGCUCCCAGACGGCGUGUGGGUCCUCACCAGCAGGAGCCCCCCAUACCAGGGGCCGUGGAGCAGCCACUUCCCUGAGCUGGAGGGGGUGUUCCCUGUAGACUGCGGGCACAGCAAGGUGUCACCUCUCACCACAAAGGACCCUAAAGAUUCCCGGGACUCACCAUCUGAGCCUGACACGACUCCGGCCCCCUCGGACCUGCCCACUGAGCGGGCCCCCAACCCCCAGCCGGGCCUGUCGGCCCCCUCAGUCCGGCCUGAGAGCCUGGUCUCUGGCUUCGACUUCAAUGGCCCCUACCUGGGGCCGCCCCACAGCCGCUCCUUGCCUGACGUGGUGGGCCCGCUGGCACCCCUGCAGAUGGGCACGAGCCAGAAGCUGCCACCUCCGGGGUCCCUGGAGUACCUGUGUCUGCCCGCGGGGGGACAGGUGCAGCUGGUCCCGCUGUCCCAGGCGAUGGCACAGGGCCAGGCCAGGCAUUUGGAGAAGGAGAGUCCCUCCCUGGAGACAGGGGCAGGCCCUGCCCCUCCUGCACCAGGGCUGGUGGUGGGCGCUCAGGACUCAAAGGGCAGCCCCACAGCUCUGCCCGCUGGCUCUGGGGACCCUGAGGGCAGCGGCGUGGCCUCUGGUUAUGUCACCACUGCAGAGCUGGCCCUCGUCCCGCCCACAUGGUCCCCCUCUGUCUCCCAGGCUCCGCCUCUGGUGCUCCCCUCAGACCAGGACCACAGCCUCUGUCCUGGACUGGCCGGUGCACCUCCUGGAGCCCCGGCCCCCAUGAAGCUAGAGUUUGAGGGCUAUGUGGAGCUCCCUCCCACCACAGGCCAGUCCCCCAAGUCCCCACUGGUCAGUCCUGCUCCUCCUGCAGCCUGCAGCCCCAUCCUGAGCCCAGGGGAGCCUCGGGCAGAUGCCGCCCCAGCCUCCCCACACCCUGAGGGGCUCCUCAUCCUGCAGCAGGUCGGUGACUAUUGCUUCCCCUCCAGCUUUGGAGCACGCCAGCUCUCUCUCCAGGGCAAGCCCUCCACUCUGAAAGAAGGCGCUCGGACUAAGAUCCGCUGGCCCAGUGCCCUCGCCCAGCCAUUGUGAAGGGCCGGGUAUAACUUCACUCUAAAGCAAUCAAGCCACUGCAGGAUCCAGCACUAUCGGGGAGUGACGACAGGCCUGGGGAAGUUUGGCCGUACUCUACCUCUGCUGGGUGCCUGGAUCCUGCCUCCCUCCUUGUUCCAUUCUCUGGCUCCUUCCCUGGAAUUUUCUGUGUAUCCAGAGGAGGCCAGUGCAGUGAAGAGCGGUGGUUCUCAAACUUUUUCAAGCACCAGCAUUGACGGCAGAGCUUGUGAAACACACAGGUUUUGAUUCAGUGGGUCCUGGGUGAGACCUGUGAGUCUGUGUUCCUGUGAUCCCAGGGACGCUGAUGGUCCUAGUCUGGGGACCGCACUUUGAGGACCCCAGGUGUAGCAGAAAGUGCUAAUACAGCGCUUUCCCUCUGCCCCUCACUCACGCUGGGUCUUUGUGUCUCUUGGAUGAUUUGCAUGUGAUUGUCAUCCAUUUCUCACAUCUGCAUUGUCUAAUUGUUGAAUAAUGGGCAGGGAUUGCUUAUAAUUAAGAUUAAUUAUGAGCAAUGAAUCAAGAUUUUUUUCUUCUUUGUUACCUUGUUAUUACUGAUUUCUAGCUUUACUGUAUUGUAGCAGAAAAUGUAGCCUGGAAAAUUCCUACUCUUUGGAAUUUCUUUAAAGUUUUACUUGCGGCUAAGUAAAUCAACAUUUAUGUAUAUAUUCCCAAGGAAUAAGAGAAGAAAACAAGAAAAGAUCAUCUCUAUUUAUAUAUUAUAUACAUGUUAUAUUAUAUAUUAGACACACAUAUACAUAUUCACCUAUAUAAGCUCACUUGUGAAUUAUUGUUUUAUGUAAUUAUUGUUUUAUGACUGUGGACAGAAGAGGGUAACAGCUGCAAUUCUAUAGCUAUACUGUCUGGGUUCAAACCCUGGCUCAGCCACUUGCUACCUUUAGGCAAAUUCCCAACCAUCUCUGCACCUCUGCUUCCUCAUCUGUAAAAUGGGAUGAUAAUUGUCAGCUCUUAUAUAAUUUUAUUCAUUCACAAAUAUUUAUUGAAUGUCUACUGUGUGCCUUGUACUGGGCCAGCUCCCCAGUUGCUCAUAAAUAUUUAUUUUACCUAUGUGAUCUGCCAAAUAUGAGACAAGUGCGUUGAAUUUGCCAACUGAGAUUUUAGCUUUAUCAACUUCUCUUAAAUCUAUAAGGAUUUCCAUUACGGAUUGCCCUGCGCUGUUCAGUUUCAAAAGAUUUGUGAUCAUUAUAUCUUCAAGUUUUGCUAUUUUUAGUUGUUGUUGUAAAUAUCCUUCUUUAUCCUAUUUAAUACUCUUGGCCCUAAAUGUUGUUUAAUCUGACAUUAACACUACCACCUGCGUUUUGUUGUUGUUAUUGUUAUUAGCAUUUGCCUAAAUAUAUCUUUUCCAUCAUGUUAUUUUCAACUUUCAAGUCCUUUGUUUGGGAGAGGGGUGUGUUGAAAACAGGCUAGAGCUGCUUGAAAAGCAUCCAGUCCAAUCAGGGAAUCCUUGUGUGAGUGGCUUUGCUUGCUUUUAUUGUGAUAACAAAUAGAUAUUUGCUUUUGUUUCAUUUCUCCUUUUUCACUUACCUUGCUUUUAAUACUUUAAUAUACUUUUUAAAAUAUUGGUUUUAAUUUACACAAGUAACACGUGAACAUAAAAAAUUCAGUUUGAAAAGUAUGUAGAAUAAAAAUGCCCCAAUUCCGUCUCCUCACCAGAGGAAUCCCCUGUUGUGGGUUGCUGUGUGUUCUCAAAAAGUUUCCCUGUUGCGUUUACAAACUUGAGCUUAGAUUGACUACCUCCCUCCAGCCCCCUACAAAAUGGGAUGCUACUCAACAGAUUGUUCUGGGCCUUGCUUUUUUUGGUUAAUGUGUCUUGGAGAUCUUUCCGUAAUAGUCUCUCUUUUCAGUGGCUACAUAGUAUUCCAUGAGGUGGAUGUGCCGAGUCUCUUCCUAUCCCAGGCAGUAGCAAAAGCAUAUUGUUGCUCUUUGCAUGGUUCCUAUUUCUAGAAGGCAAGCAAUGUGGCAAUAAACGUCUAUGUACCUGUAUUUUGGGGCUUAUUUCCCAAAUCAUUUUAGAAACAAAAUUGCAGCUUCAAAAGUUAUGCAUUUUUCACUUUGCUCCAUAUUGUCUGAAAAACUACUUCCCACCAAAAUAGUCUAAGAGUACCUGGUCAAGAGAAUGAGAAGACAAGCCACAGGACUGGGAGGAAACAUUUGAAAAAGACACAUCUGAUGAAGGACUCUUAUCCAAAAUAUUCAAAGAAGUCUUAAAACUCAACAACAAGAAAAUGAACAACUCGAUCUAAAAAUGGGCAAAAGAUCUGAACGGACACCUCACAAAAGAAGAUGCACAGAUGGCAAAUAAGCAUAUGAAAAGAUGCUCCACAUCAUAUGUCAUUAGGGAAUUACAAACAAAAACAACAAUGAGACCCCACUCCACGCGUAUUAGAGUGGCCCAAAUCCGGAACACUGACAACACCAAAUGCUGGCGAGGAUGUGGAGCGACAGGCAUGCUCAUUCAUUGCUUGAGGAAUGCAAAAUGGUACAGCCACUUUGGAAGAAAGUUUGCCAGUUUCUUACAAACUAAACAUACACUUCCCAUAGGAUCCAGCAAUCGUGCUCCUUGGUAUUUACCCAAAAGAGUUGAAAACUUAUAUCCACAUAAAAACUUGCACACAAAUGUUUAUAGCAGCUUUAUUCUUAAUUGCUCAAACUUGGAAGCCACCAAGACAUCCUUUAGUAGGUGAACGGAUGUGAAAGACUCAGACACCACUCAGCUCCCCACUCAGGAAAGGACCAGCCACCCAGCUGCUGACAGCCUCCAACUUUGGCUCCUUCCUUCUUCUCAGCGGGUCCCAGCCAAUGACCGACACCACGAGGGCCCCAGGGCCUGGCCGUUUCUGCCCAGCAUGGAGCCCUUCUAACUGCAAGAUUUGCUCUGAUCUCCCCACGGCCUGGCAGAUGUUUCACCAGGUCUGGAGGGUCUGAUGGCUGACCCAGCUUUGCUUCCUUCUCUUUCCUUUCAUCCCCAAUAAGUCCUUUGCAUGUCCCUCCUUCUCAGGGACAGCUUCCUGGAGGCCUCAAGCUGUGACAAUUCCUUAAUCAUCACCUGCUAUGUGCCUGGCUCUGGGCUGGUUCCCAGGGGCAGACAGGUGAGGAAGCCGUGGUCCUACAUGCAAGGUCUCUCGGGACUUCAAUGAAUGGGAACGUGCAUCCUUAUUUAGCUCCCAGAGAAAUACAAACAUUCUUCAUGGUCACCUCUGGCUCCAUCUCCCCCCGCCACCGGAGCAGCUCGAUUUGUGGAUUUUUCCAUCUUUCCAAGCAAUGUGGAUCACCUCGCAUCCAUGUGUGGAUCUCUAGGUGAGAGACCUUGCUUUCGAGGGCAGGCUCUGAACCACAGGGCCAGGGCUUGAACCCUGGUUCUGCCACUCACCAGCUGGUUGACCUGGGGCAAGUUAUGUAACCUCUCUGUGCCUUAGUUUCCUCGCUUACAAAAAGGUAAUAAAGAUCGUGCCUGCCUCAGAGGAUUGUGAAGAUUAAACGAGUUGAUCCCACUAAGUCAACUGAGCAGGGCCUGCCAGGAAUAAGCUCUCAAUAAUCCUCCGCUAUUUUUAUGGGGAAUUCAGUCUCUUACGUAGUUCUCCACUCUCAUUAGAGAUCAAAUACAGGACGUCCAGUGAAAUUUGAAUUCCCAAUAAUAAAAAAUAAUUUUUUUAGA